Molecule: messenger RNA, 339 nt
Organism: Cryphonectria parasitica EP155
Lineage: Eukaryota; Fungi; Ascomycota; Sordariomycetes; Diaporthales; Cryphonectriaceae
Exons: 2
Biological process (GO): mitochondrial respiratory chain complex II assembly
Cellular component (GO): mitochondrion
Source: RefSeq, a predicted model, not a curated record
UCCUCCUCCUCCUCCUCCACCUUCCAGCCCUCCCCUUCUCCACCCCGCCUCCCUGCCGACCAACAAGCCGAGUUCGAACGUCUCCAGCGCGCCGUCGCCGAGCGCUUCGCCGACCCAACCCCCUUACCACACGAACAACCUUCCUCUUCUUCUUCCUCUUCCUCCUUUUCCCCCCAGGCGGCGGAGCUACCCACAGGCGGCGUAUGGCGCGGCGCCAAGCCCGAGUUCGAGGGUGACAUCAAUCCCAAGACGGGCGAGGUUGGCGGACCCAAGACGGAGCCGUUGCGGUGGGGGAGUGGUGGGGAUUGGAGCUACAAUGGGCGGGUAACGGACUUUUAG